This is a messenger RNA of Tinamus guttatus (white-throated tinamou), 720 nucleotides long. NCBI's taxonomy places the organism in Eukaryota, Metazoa, Chordata, Aves, Tinamiformes, Tinamidae. The record is from RefSeq and is a predicted model, not a curated record.
AUGCACCGGAGUUCUGUGCACCGGGAUCACCCAGGCUCCGUGCACCGGGAUCGCCGGGGCUCUGUGCACCAGGAGCACCCAGGCUCCAUGCACUGGGAUCACCGGGACUCUGUACACCGGGGCUCCAUGCACGGGGAUAACCGAGGCUCCAUGCACCGGAGUUCUGUGCACCGGGAUCACUGGGGCCCCGUGCACCGGGAUCACUGGGGCCCCGUGCACCGGGAUCACCGGGGCUCCGCGCACCGGGAUCACCCGGGCUCCAUGCACCGGGAUCACCGGGGCUCCGUGCAUCAAGAUCACCAGGACUCUGUGCACCGGGGCUCCAUGCACCCAGGCUCCGUGCACCGGGAUCACCGGGGCUCUGUGCACCAGGAGCACCCAGGCUCCAUGCACUGGGAUCACCGGGACUCUGUACACCGGGGCUCCGUGCACGGGGAUCACCGAGGCUCCAUCGACAUCAGCCCCUUGCUGAAGGACCCGGCAGCUUUCGGGGCUCUGCUCGACCUCCUGGAGGCUCAUCUGAGGGCCUCCUUCCCCCGCAUCGACUUCAUCGCGGUGGCUCUGUGAUCCACAACGUGUCGCGGCGCGCUGGUCUCCCUCUGCGGGCCGCCGCUGGCACAGAGGCUGGGCAUCGGCUUCGUGCUCAUACGCAAGAAGGGGAAGCUUCCCGGGCCAACAGAGUCCGUCUCCUACGCCCUGGAAUACGGCAAGUACGACUGA